Molecule: messenger RNA, 5519 nt
Organism: Haliotis rufescens (red abalone)
Lineage: Eukaryota; Metazoa; Mollusca; Gastropoda; Lepetellida; Haliotidae
Exons: 16
Coding region: 96-5114 (1672 amino acids)
Biological process (GO): mRNA processing; intrinsic apoptotic signaling pathway in response to endoplasmic reticulum stress; IRE1-mediated unfolded protein response
Cellular component (GO): IRE1-TRAF2-ASK1 complex
Molecular function (GO): protein serine/threonine kinase activity; RNA endonuclease activity; ATP binding
Source: RefSeq, a predicted model, not a curated record
ACUCUGAAGCCGUUUCAGUCUGUCGUUUGACAGUCAUGUUGCAAUGCUGUUUUUUGCGAUGAAAAUAAGGAAAAGGGUAUAAAUUGUGAAUCAACAUGACAAAAGCUAACGGUUUGAAGAAUAUAAUGUUUAUGAAAAUCAACGAAAAGAGAUAUCAAGGAGCCGAAGCGAAACCAGAACGACAUGGCGGGAGAGCCGUUGCAAAAAUUCCAAAACCGAAACCCAUAAACGAGACAGAGGGGUAUCGGAUCAUCACAGAUCUGUUCAGACGGAAUGAUGCAAAAGCCAUUGUGAAAAUGGGAUCCUCGGCUGAUGUUCUGGGCAUGUCCCCCCUCGCCCUGGCUGCCAGUGUGGGUCAUAAGGACGCCGUCGUCUGUCUCCUCAACGUCAACUACAACGUCAACAGGCAGUCACCGGAUGGGACUUACCCCCUCAUUCAAGCGGUGAGGGGAAAGUUCCUCGAAAUCGUCGAACUGCUCUUGAAGAAAGGGGCGAUAGUGACCCUACAAAAUUAUGAAGGGGACAACGCUUUUAUGAUUGCCAUAGUAACGGGAGACGCCAAUAUCAUCAACAAGGUGUGGCCUUACAGAGGUGACCUUGACAUUAACCAGGCCAACAAAUAUGGGACAACAGCGCUACACCUGGCAACGGAGAAGAAAUGGGAGGGAUGUGUUGAGUUCCUCUUGUUGAACGGUGCCGAUGUCAACAGACGCAACGCUAAUGGCUGCACGGCUCUAUUCAUCGCUGUCGUCACCGGCGACAUGAAGCUGACGGAGAAACUGGUGGCACAGGGAACAGACAUCCUCAUCGAGGACAAUGACGGCUUCUCCGCCAUAUGUCGCGGCAUUGAGGCGGAGAAAGAGGACAUCGUCAAGUACCUGAUGACCAAACUCAGUAACGCCCAGAAAGAGUUCUACGCCAAGGGCCGCAUUGACAAGCUGCGAGCGCUGACGAUGGAGGAACUAGACAGUCACUGCAAUGAGGAACACGACGCCUUCUUCGAAACACUGUUCACCAUGUUCCAGUCCGAUAUAUUCAAGGACACGCUGUACAGGAUCAAGGCCAUCCCUAACGUCUUAAACACCUCCCGCCAAUACACAGCCGAGGCCGACAUCAUGUCCACCAUGUUCUUCCUCUGCAGCAUGCUGAUGACCGACUUUGGUACUAUCAUAGAUGAGCGGUUCACCCUGCAGUUCAUCAGAUCGCAGGGCCAUGACCUCGUCAUGAAGACAAUCAAGCAGAACCCGGACAUCGAGAAGCUGGAACAGAGACAGGAGAACGAGACGGAUAUCAUAGCGGGGAUGCUGCUGCCUCUGAUAUGCAUGCAUGGGAUCGAGGAAGGGCGGGACUGGCUGCAGAAAAACCUCAGCAACUUGCAUCUGGUUAAGAUGACGGAUUACCUCCGAUCUGGAUCCACGAUUGAGAAUUUUUUCAAUUGUGCCAAAUGUCCCCCUAGGUUCAAGAAGGCCUGGAACUCCUAUCUUGAGUUCUUCGAUAACAUGGUGAUGGACAGGAGGGUGGAGAAUCAGACCCAUCUGUUGAUGAACGAGGAGAAGGACAAACAGAAGGCAAAAAAGAAGAGGGAUCGGAAGAGGCUGAGGAGACAGAAACAGCGGGAGGCGAAGGAGGAGAAUGUCAAUAAGAACGCCAAUGGAAAACUGUCGGACGAAGAGAUCAACAAAGCUGUGGGAGCGGAGAAAUCCACAAAGAGGACAGACGAAAACGUCAGGUACGACCAACACGUGCUUAUGCCUGACUGGAAUGUGUGUAUAGAGAACGUCAGGGAAAGUGACGGUAAUAUAAUCCAGACAAGACAUGAUCCAAUGCAGUUCAGAUACAACUACGUGGAACCGACACAUGCUAAGAAGUCGAACGGCUAUCACAUGCAUCAGACGGCUCCGCCGUUGAGAACCAACAAGGACGAUAAGACUGAGUGGCAGAAGGUUGAGAACAGACGGGUAGCAGCUGCAAAGACAGCAGCCAGCAAACAUGCCCAGAGGAAUCAAAAUAUUCAACCAUCAAGGAAACCAAAGAGGCAACAAAACAAAACCAAGGAUUUUGUUAAACCGGCAGUUGCAAAGCCCGCUAAACGAGUCAUGGGCAAUGUGUGUUGGGCUGAUGUUGCAAAGGGUAAAGUGUCGUCACAGCACCUGCAUCAACAGCAGGAAAUACUGCUACAGACAGAACAGUAUCGACUGCAGCAGGAAAAACUUGAAGAACGCCAAAAACACCCGAGGUGUCCUGAACAGCAACGCCAAGACAUCAGUGCCCAUCGCCAGGAGGUUUUCACAUAUGAAGACGAUUUCCCUAACCUGCCAGAGGAAGAAGAAAGGGCAAGCGUUUGCGAAACCGACGUUUCAGAAGCUCAGUCGACUUCCACAGUGUCCUUCUGUGAGGAGCAGGAAAUCGAUCAGAUUCCUGACCCUGUAGUGGAGUCUGAUAUCAUGGGCAGUGUACCAGUCAACCAGGCUCAUUCGGAUGAUAACUCUCAAACCGACACUGCGUACAUGCAUAUGCAGCAGCUGCAUCAUCAUCAGCAACAGCAGCAACAGCAGCAACAGCAACAAUAUCCUCAACAUUUUCAGCCUCCGCCACCUCAGUUCAUAUCUCCAUAUCCGAUGAUGGGUCAGAUGCCAGUGCCCACACAAACGUGGAUGUGUAGGUAUGGGCUAAAUCCUGCUACAAGACCACCUCCGGGGUUCCAGCCUCGUAUGAUGCAUCCACAAAUGCGGCCAAGGGUACCACAGAUGCACCAGCCGUACGGCUUUAGAGUCAACUUUCCUCAAGGUCCAGCAUUCCCUGCACCGCAGAUGACGAUGGCUAACAUUGCACAGUCUCUGCUACAGCCGUACCUUGUCGAAGACAAAGUAGGGGGAGAGAAGGAGCAUGGCGAGGAAAGAGAGCAGAUUGCUGGAGAAUGUCGGCCUCAAGAGAACAAAUGGAAUGGCUUUGACAAUCCUGUGAUUACUGAGGAGGACUGUUUGACAGUGAGUCCAGUCUUCCACAACGCAUCCCCGAAUGCUACAGAGAAUAUCUGGAACGCAGAACAGCCAGACAACUGCUUCCUGGAAACAUCUGAGAGCAGUUCACCUGGGGCACCUGCGUCUUGGACAAACAUGCUGACCAAAGACACGACGACGAGCAUUAAUGAAGGGAUCGUCAUCCCAGAACCGGCCCAGCAAAGUGUACAGCAAAAUGUCCUUUCAGAGAAGUCUCCCGAUCUGUGCCGACGUGAUGGGUUUCCGGGGCAAGAGUGCCAGCAGGGACUGAAUGAAGAGGACUUCGGCAAAAUAAUUGCACACAUCGCAAAAUGCUUGGCUGCGUCAAAAUCCGAAUCUGUUCUCUUCCCGGAGACUCUGAGAGAUGAAGCAGAAAAGACUUCUGCAACAGCAGCUCCGGCAGCCACCGCGUUUCCUCAGAACCAGGAGGUGUUCCCCGGAUUCCAUGACAUGAAGAGCUCGGUGGCUGGCAACGAAAGUCUGAACCCAUUCCUGCUUGAGAACAUGGCCAAGGAGCAGGUGAAACGUCAGUACAGGACAAUAGCCGGGAAGCCAAUGCUUGAGAACUCAGUCUACUUCCACGACUUUGACUACUACGCCUCUCUGUAUGGAUUAACAACCGAGGAGUUGCGAGACAACGCUGCUCAGUAUGCCAACGUUAAUGAGAUCCCCGUCGACGAUGUCGUCAAUAACAAUGCUGGACAAGGGGAUGGUAUCAGCAAUCCUGAAGAAGGUCUGGCGACCAUGAUGAAUAGCGCUACAAAAGGGAAUGAGGUCAGCGAUCACGUGAUUGGUCAUCACACUACGUGUAUCAGCCUUGAGAAAGAGGACCCUGAGGCGGCCGAAGUGCAGUGGACGGCCCAGAGUCGCAGGUGGAAGGAUAAACUAGCACAGCUUAUCGAUCUGCCGUACACGAUGAGGAAGCAAAUGGGCAGAAUUGUCAUACCGCUCAACACCGACGAUUUCAAGAUUAGCAAGUCGGGUGAAAGCGUGGUGUUGGGCUUCCUGACGGACGGGUGUGAGGUGGGGGUCAGCAUCCUCGAAGCUGAGCGCGAGAUGGUGGACAAAGACCUCAUCAAGAAACUGGCCGCGUCCGACACCAAAUACAACUUUCUCCUGAGAUACAAGGCCCUGGCGGAGGUGGGGAGUAAGCACUACCUGGCCACUGAGCUGUGCGACUACACAUUGGAGGAAUACAUCGCAAUCACCCGUCUGGACCACAACCACGACCCUCUGGCCGCAAACAGACUCGCCUGGCAGCUCCUCAAGGGCAUCCGAUACCUCCACGACGACAUCGGCAUCGUCCACGGCAACCUCAGGCCCGACAACAUCUACGUAGACAGCGAAGGCAAGCUGAGGGUGGGCGGUUACGGCAUCAUCAAGAAGGACAAGUUCGGCCACUUCUCUACACGUCCAACAGGGGGGAACCUGUGCUGGCAAGCAACCGAGACCUUUGCAGAGGAUGAAAACUCCAUCCCAACAACGCGGUCGGACGUGCAGGUCGUCGCCAUGAUCCUCUACUACAUCCUCACCGGCGGACGACAUCCCUACGGCAACAACAAUUUUGAGAUUGAGCUGAACCUGUGUCAAAACUGUGCGGAGCUCUCCUUCAUCAGCGAGGAGGCUAACGAUCUGAUUAAUGACAUGCUGUUCUCUGAUGUCAGCGCCAGGCCAUCCAUCGACGCUUGUCUCAGGCAUCCGUUCUUCUGGUCAGAAGAGAAGCGGUUCCGGAUGGUGCUCAUCGCUGGCUCGGAUGUGCUCAAGGAGAUGAAAACAGGAAUUGCCCUGACUGGCUCGGGAAGCACCACCAUGACAGACUUCCUGAAUGUGUCGGAAUAUCUGGUGAUCAGCGACGGCUGGAUCAACGUCAUCGACAGCUCCGUGCUGAAGGAGAUGCGAGCGUUCCGCCAGUACAAGAACACCCUGGCUGAGAUGGUGCUGUUUAUCUACAACUGCUGUCUGCAUUUUGACAAGAUGUCCCACGGUGCCCGAGAUGUACUUGAUGACCCCUGUCGAUACUUCUUGGCGCGGUUCCCUCCCUUGUUUAUGGCCGUGUACAAAGCAAUCAAGGCGUCCGACAGAACAGAUCGCACCUGCUAUCGACCCUUCUUCUAGAAUCGUUAGAUAAGAGUCUUACAUUAAUUAUGUAUAGAUAGAUCUGAUAUUUUUGUGAAAACUAUAUAAAACCCGAUAAAUAUUAGACUGAUUCUUGACCCUCUACAUGCUCAUAUAUUCUAGAGAAAUAUACUAUUUACAUAUACACAUAUACACUUAGCCUUUUAAAUAGGUAUUAAAUGUGUUUUAGAUUUUUCAUUCAGAACAUGUAUAUACAUUUGUAAUAACUUCAAUUUCUUGAUAGGCUGUAGGCAGUGUUUUAUAUAUACAUUUAGUCCGUAGGUUUUACAACAGGCACAUUUGUUACACGUUUUUACAUCCGUCCAAUGUUAAAAAGAAUAUAAUUAUUGAUUGUUGAUUUAUAUCGAUGUGUACUGCAACAUUAUUAUUAUUUAUACUAGUACU